AUGGCGUAACAUACGCGCUGACGAACGAUAGGUCCGCAAGUAUGUGCAGAAAUGCGAGCUAACGUGGGACAACGCUUAAAAAAUAUAUACUUUAUUUCUUUGAUCAAUCUCAAUUGAGCGUCGUUGUUUUUUGUUGUUUAUUUGUUUUUCAAUGCAUCUUCACUCCACCAUGGCUUUUGAUUGAGGCGGAGUUUUGAUAGCCAGUGAAUUUAUAGUGACGUCGUGGAUUGGAUUGGGAUGCGGAAGCUAGCCGGACAGCUACAAGAGAACGCCGUGACUUUGUGUUUUUAAUCUCUGCUAAGUAAGAUGACCGGACGUAUUUUACAAUAUUAAACUUUUUGCACCCAAGCCAUCUAAAAAUGCAACCGUGCGACGCACACGCCCCGGACAUGUCAGCUGUUCAAGACAUGUCUGGUUUGUUUGCAUAUUUGUUCAACACAGUCCAACACCCUUCUUCUCUGAAGCCAAGACACCUUUCGCCGCAAAGCCUUGCACGCCGGCUUUACAUACUUACACCUAGUCUAACUUAAAAGAGACUAGUUGUGGAUACCGCUUGAGUUAAGAAACAGACUACACACUGACAAGGUGCACCCUGCAGCUCCAAUUUAUUGUAAAGUCCAUGGAGAAAUAAGCUAUGGGUGGCUCGGUGUCCUGCUGCAUCUCUCCAAGAGAGAGUCCGAAGAACCACAGGAUAGAGCUGGAGCUGGAGGAAUGUCCUUUCACUGCAGAGGAUGUGAGUGAAGACACUGGAACCUACCUGCAACACAUCAGUGACAGAGAGCUCCCUGACGGUGAGAGAAAUGCACCGUCCUCUGGACUAUACAGAAUUGAUUUGGAUCAACUUGACUCACUUUCAGAACUGGCACAUGAGGCAAACCCGUCGGACCACCCGAGAGCCACCACCCUGUUCCUGAACAAGUCUCAGACGGAUGUGCGAGAGAAAAGGAAAAGCAACUACAUGAACAAUGUGUCUCCUGGCCUUGUGAUGAGGAAGUACAGCUCCUGCUCUACAAUCUUCCUCGAUGACAGCACAGUCAGCCAGCCGAACCUCAAGAACACCAUCAAAUGUGUGGCCUUGGCUAUUUACUAUCACAUCAAAAACAGGGAUUCCAGCCGCACACUGGACAUAUUUGAUGAGAAGAAACACCCGCUGUCGCGGCAAAAAGUUGCCGACGACUACUUUGCAGUGAACCCCGAGCACAAGCUCAUCUACCGCUUCAUCCGCACGCUCUUCAGCUCUGCCCAGCUGACCGCCGAGUGCGCCAUUGUGACACUGGUGUACUUGGAGCGGCUGCUAACUUACGCAGAGCUGGACAUCUGUCCUUCCAACUGGAAGCGUCUUGUUUUAGGUGCCAUCCUGCUGGCCUCCAAAGUCUGGGACGACCAGGCGGUUUGGAAUGUGGACUACUGCCAGAUCCUCAAAGACAUCGCUGUGGAGGACAUGAAUGAGAUGGAGCGUCACUUCCUUGAGUUGCUCCAGUUCAACAUCAACGUUCCGGGCAGUGUCUACGCUAAAUACUACUUUGACUUGCGCUCGCUCGCCGAUGACAACAACUUCGGUUUCCUCUUGGAGCCGCUCAGCAACAAGCGGGCUCAAAAGUUGGAGGCCAUCUCAAGGCUAUGUGAGGACCGCUACAAGAACCUGAGCAAAACCUGUUUGCGGAAGUCCCUCAGUGCAGACAACUUGGGUGCUGUCAAGAGCACAAAGGCGAUAUUGUCUUAAUUUGGAACCCGGGCUACCAUCCGAAACUGGAACUCUUAAGUUUGAAAUGAAAAUACUUUGCAGAUGGACAUUUCAAAGUGUCUCCACAAACUUUUGGAUGCGACCCUGUGGUGUUGUUCCUCGCACGGAGACCAAAUUAGAUUUUGCUUUGCUUACUAUGUAGGCUAUUUCUGCUGAAAUGGAAGAGAUUUUAUUCAACUAAAAUAAAAUCAAGUACUCUA
Syngnathus typhle (broad-nosed pipefish) is the source of this 1944-nucleotide messenger RNA. RefSeq names its product cyclin-Y-like protein 1. Bases 635 to 1723 code for a protein of 362 amino acids. Gene Ontology annotation, cellular component: plasma membrane. Lineage: Eukaryota; Metazoa; Chordata; Actinopteri; Syngnathiformes; Syngnathidae. The transcript has 9 exons. Gene Ontology annotation, biological process: regulation of canonical Wnt signaling pathway; regulation of cyclin-dependent protein serine/threonine kinase activity. Gene Ontology annotation, molecular function: protein kinase binding; cyclin-dependent protein serine/threonine kinase activator activity. The record is from RefSeq and is a predicted model, not a curated record.